Molecule: messenger RNA, 1002 nt
Organism: Thamnophis elegans (Western terrestrial garter snake)
Lineage: Eukaryota; Metazoa; Chordata; Lepidosauria; Squamata; Natricidae
Product: serpin B3-like
Biological process (GO): negative regulation of endopeptidase activity
Molecular function (GO): serine-type endopeptidase inhibitor activity
Source: RefSeq, a predicted model, not a curated record
AUGUUGGCCUAUGUGGUCCUUCAUUUUGAUAAAUCACAGCAGUCCAGGACAUUGACAAACUUGCCUGCUCAGUGUGACAAACCUGGGGGACCGCACAAACAGUUCAAGGAACUCCUAUCAGCCAUUAACCAACCUGCUAAGUUAUACAUGAGCACAGCCAAUCGGCUGUAUGGAUCGAACACUCACGAAUUUCUCCAGCAAUACAUGGAGUGCAUUAAGGAGCUUUAUCAUGCAGAAUUGGAAACUGUUGACAUUGUGAAUGCCACGGAGGAAGUUAGAAAGAAAAUUAACUCCUGGGUUGAAAGUCAACCAAAUGCUACUGCAAUUAGUCUUGGUAAUGCUAUAUAUUUCAAAGAGUGGAAGACGGAAUUUAAUCCCAAGCACACACAAGAAGCAGACUUUUGGACCAGUAAGCAUUACUUUAUUCGUUAUAGGAGCCCGCAAAAAAGUGCAAUGAUGGUUUCAAUGGGCAGAUUUAAUUAUGCUAAAAAUAACAAACCCACCAAUGGAAGUCCUGAGAUUCCCUAUGACAAGAAAGAGCUAGGUAUGGUCAUCCUUCUACCGGACGAGAAUGGAACACCCGACAGAUUGCGAUGGCAACUCACUUAUGAAAAAUUUCAAGAGUGGACCAGUUCGACAGGCAUGCCGAACACAUCGAUCAGGGUUUCCCUGCAAUUCAAGGUGGAAGAAAGAUAUUCGCUCGGUUCUACUUUAAGUAAAAUGGGAAUGGAGGAUGUGUUUAAGUCAGACAAAGCUGAUUUAUCUGGCAUAGCUGGGAGUAGGGAUCUGGUUAUAUCUCAGGUUUAUCAUAAAGCUUAUGAAGUGAAUGAAGAAGGUACCGAAGUAGCUGCUGCUACUGGUGUAGUUGUAAUUCCUGUAAGUGCACAAAUCAUUCCCGAGUUUAAUGCGAAUCACCCUUUUUUGUUCUUUAUAAGACAUAAUGCCACCAACAGCAUUCUUUUUUGCUGGCAAAUUUUUCUCACCGUAAAUACCAGGGGCUGA